Molecule: messenger RNA, 2454 nt
Organism: Tauraco erythrolophus (red-crested turaco)
Lineage: Eukaryota; Metazoa; Chordata; Aves; Musophagiformes; Musophagidae
Source: RefSeq, a predicted model, not a curated record
GAGUUUCAUGGAGUAAUGAGAUUCUACUUUCAAGAUAAAGCAGCUGGAAAUUUUGCAACAAAAUGUAUCCGUGUCUCUAGUACUGCCACAACUCAAGAUGUGAUAGAAACUCUUGCAGAGAAGUUUCGACCAGACAUGCGAAUGUUGUCGUCACCUAAAUACUCGCUUUAUGAGGUGCACGUCAGUGGAGAAAGAAGAUUAGAUGUAGAUGAGAAGCCUCUUGUUGUACAAUUAAACUGGAACAAAGAUGAUCGAGAGGGAAGAUUUGUUCUCAAGAAUGAAAAUGAUACUCUUCCUCCAAAGAAGACUCAGAGUAAUGGCCCUGAAAAACAAGAAAAAGAGGGAGUAAUUCAGAAUUUCAAACGAACUCUCUCAAAAAAAGAAAAAAAAGAAAAAAAGAGGCGUGAAAAAGAGGCAUUGCGACAAGCAUCAGAUAAAGAUGAUAGACUUCUUCAUGGGGAUGAUAUUGAGAAUUCUCGCCUUGCAGCUGAGGUUUACAAAGAUAUGCCUGAGACCAGCUUCACUCGCACAAUAUCCAAUCCCGAGGUGGUUAUGAAACGGCGGCGACAGCAAAAACUGGAGAAGAGAAUGCAGGAAUUUCGCAGUUCUGAUGGCAGACCAGACUCGGGUGGGACACUGAGAAUUUAUGCAGACAGUUUAAAACCAAAUAUACCAUACAAGACAAUCCUGCUGUCCACUACGGAUACUGCAGACUUUGCAGUUGUCGAAGCACUGGAAAAAUAUGGUCUGGAGAAGGAAAAUCCCAAGGAUUAUUGUAUUGCUCGUGUCUUGCUGCCUCCUGGUGCUCAGCACUCCGAUGAUAAAGGUGCUAAAGAAACUAUUCUUGAUGAUGAUGAGUGUCCACUGCAGAUAUUCAGGGAGUGGCCUAGUGAUAAAGGAAUACUAGUCUUUCAGUUGAAAAGGCGGCCUCCUGAUUAUGUCCCAAAGAAAUCCAAGAAAAUAACUGAUGGAAAGCCAUUAAAGGGGAAGGAAAGAGUUGACGGGUCUGGCUAUGGCUCUUGUCUUCCUCCUGAGAAAUUACCAUACCUGGUAGAAUUAAGCCCAGGGAGAAGGAAUCACUUUGCCUACUACAACUAUCACGGUUACGAAGAUGGUUCUGACUCCAGAGAUAAGCCAAAGCUCUAUCGACUACAGUUAAGCGUCACUGAAGUUGGAACUGAAAAAUUUGAUGACAAUUCCAUUCAGUUAUUUGGUCCAGGAAUUCAACCUCAUCAUUGUGAUCUCACUAAUAUGGAUGGAGUUGUUACUGUAACCCCGAGAAGCAUUGAUGCCGAAACCUAUGUGGAAGGUCAGCGUAUUUCAGAAACCACUAUGCUGCAAAGUGGAAUGAAGGUUCAGUUUGGGUCAUCUCAUGUAUUUAAGUUUGUGGAUCCCACUCAGGACCAUAUUAUUCCUAAAAGACCUAUUGAUGCAAGUCUUAUGGUCAAAGGUCCAAGACACAAAGCUGGAGCUGUUCAGGAAACCACAUUUGAUCUGGAAGGAGAUGUUCACAGUGGAACAGCAUUACCAGCGAGCAAGAGCACCAGCAGGCUUGAUGGUGACAGGACAUCAUCAGCAUCCAGCACAGCUGAACGAGGAAUGGUGAAGCCGAUGAUUAGAAUAGAACAGCAGCAAGACUACCGCAGACAGGAAAGCAGAUCUCAGGAUACCCAUGGACCAGAACUUAUACUACCUGCCAGUAUUGAAUUCAGGGAAAGCUCUGAAGAUGCCUUCUUAUCUGCCAUUAUAAAUUACACAAACAGCUCGACAGUUCAUUUUAAGCUAUCACCCACGUAUGUUUUGUAUAUGACGUGUCGGUAUGUAUUGUCAAGCCAGUACAGACCUGACAUCACUCCUACUGAGCGUACUCACAAAGUCAUUGCAAUAGUCAACAAGAUGGUGAACAUGAUGGAAGGAGUUAUACAGGAGGUAGACCAGGUUGAUCAGAAACAGAAGAAUAUUGCUGGGGCACUGGCCUUUUGGAUGGCAAAUGCAUCCGAAUUACUGAAUUUCAUAAAGCAAGAUCGAGAUCUUAGCAGAAUUACUGUGGAUGCACAAGAUGUUCUGGCACACUUGGUUCAAAUGGCAUUCAAGUACCUGGUUCAUUGUCUGCAAUCAGAGCUUAGUAACUACAUGCCAGCAUUCCUUGACGAUCCAGAGGAAAAUAAUCCUCAGAGGCCUAAAAUAGAUGAUGUGCUGCAUACAUUGACCGGAGCUAUGUCCCUCUUGCGACGAUGUCGAGUGAAUGCUGCUCUGACUAUACAGCUCUUCUCCCAGCUGUUUCAUUUUAUCAACAUGUGGCUUUUUAACAGAUUGGUUACGGCCCCAGAUUCAGGGUUAUGUUCACAUUAUUGGGGAGCUAUUGUUCGUCAACAGUUGGGCCAUAUUGAAGCCUGGGCAGAAAAACAGGGUUUGGAAUUGGCUGCUGAUUGCCACCUGAGCAGAAUAGUGCAG